Molecule: messenger RNA, 746 nt
Organism: Dreissena polymorpha
Lineage: Eukaryota; Metazoa; Mollusca; Bivalvia; Myida; Dreissenidae
Product: perlucin-like protein
Exons: 6
Coding region: 146-628 (160 amino acids)
Molecular function (GO): signaling receptor activity
Source: RefSeq, a predicted model, not a curated record
UAAGUAAACACUCGUGAUCUGAAAUUUAUCUCUGACCGUUCAAGUCCUAGCAAAAUUUCACCGACGCAUUCCGCUUAUGAAUACUCUUAUCAUUAAAAAGUAACGUUACAUUAAGUCUAUCGAGAAGUAAACGUUUGGGAAUAAAAUGAAGAUACGAUGUUUUAUAUUGCUUGAUGUAAUUCUUGUUUAUGUCUCUGCUGACCCGAGGAACGAGACAGAAUGCAGAAGGGGAUGGAUACCACAUGGCACCAGCUGUUAUCUGAUAAGCCACGAACGGCAGGACUGGCAUAGUUCUGAGGCAAUGUGUGAGCUUCUUGGCGGAUAUCUUGUAGAAAUCCAAAAUGCCGAUGAAGAUGCCUUCAUUAGAAGAAUUGUGGAUUCCUUGCAAAAAAGCGUGUGGACAGGUGGGGCGGAUAUCGAGCAGGAGGGAAAGUGGGUAUGGAUGGCAUCUAUGGAGCCAGUCAAUUACGCCAACUGGGACUCAGGAGAACCCAACAGCUAUCAGAAUUCAGACGAAAAUUGUGUGGACGUUCGACCUGGCCACUCUGGAUGGAAUGACGAACGUUGCAUGACCAUUCAGAACUAUGUCUGUGAAAAUUCCGAACGGGAAGUCGCGGUUAUAGGCUGAAGUCAAGGCCAUUUCUAUGUCAGCAUUACGAUGGAGAAUUUUCAAAGGCUAAAGCAUGUUACGAUUAUUUGCUGCUUUUAUCUUGAUAUGUAUCUUAUGGACAUAAAUGUAACAAUUA